This is a messenger RNA of Trichoderma virens Gv29-8, 1250 nucleotides long. RefSeq lists its product as uncharacterized. Gene Ontology annotation, molecular function: FAD binding. The coding region runs from base 28 to 1203 and encodes 391 amino acids. Lineage: Eukaryota; Fungi; Ascomycota; Sordariomycetes; Hypocreales; Hypocreaceae. The record is from RefSeq and is a predicted model, not a curated record. The transcript has a single exon.
CUAAGUCAUUAACUAAGACAAACGCAAAUGUCUGCAGCCAAGCCAAUUCUGAUUUCAGGCGGUGGCCUCUCAUCACUGCUAUUGGCUCAAUCCCUGCGACGAUCUAAUAUACCCUUCAAGAUCUUCGAGCGCGAUGCGUCAUUUACAUUUCGAGCCCAAGGAUACCGACUCAGGUUAUCUACAGAAGGUCUUGAGGCUAUCGAAUCGGUCCUCGAUUCCCAGACAUUCCAACGAUUCUGGGAUAAGUGUGGAAAGACGGGUGGCAACGGAUUUACUGCAAUGGAUGCCAUAACCGGAGAAGAAACUGAACAUACUGCUCCUGAAGCUUUGUCCUCACGAGGUGGAAAAAUUGUUGGCAUCGCUCGGGGAGACAUGCGGAAGGUAUUUGCCGAGGGCUGCGAAGAACACAUUGAAUGGGCCAAAAACGUAAUAGGCUACGAAUUAACUGACAGCGGGGUUGUUGCCAUAUUUUCUGAUGGAUCUAAGUCAAUCGAAGGCUCCAUGCUCGUGGGGGGCGAGGGUAUCUACUCUAAAGUUGCGAAGCAGGUCUCGGGUGGGAGACUCAAAGUCUAUGACACAGGCGCUAGGGGAAUCCAUGGACAGGCCCCCACGAGUGCGUUCAAGGGUCUGGGCGAAGGUGUCUUUACAGUACGAGAUAAAACCCGACCGGACGGUGCAGUUUUCAUAAUCACGAAUGUUCGCCCUGAUCAAAUGGACGAUCCCAGCGUUGAAUUCGGAUGGACAAUGGGAGGCCAGCCAGGUGUAAUCCAGGUCCCUAACGAUGAUUAUAGCAUUGUGGGCAAACAGGCUGCCGACAUCGCCAAGUCGCUUGUAAAGAACUGGCAUCCGCGCUUCAAGCCUCUAUUUGAUGAGAUGAUCGAGUCUGAAGCGGCAUUUUGGAAGAUUACAUGCUCAACUCCAUCAGGCGUGCCAGAAUGGCCAAAUGAGCCUCGCGUGACAGUCAUAGGGGAUGCCGUACACUCAAUGACACCUGCUGGAGGUAUUGGGGCCAAUACUGCAGUUCAAGAUUCUGCGCUGCUGGGAAAAUUAUUGCGAGAGGCUGGAGGCUAUAAACCUGGCGUUACAGCUGCCUAUGAACAAGAGAUGAGAAUUUAUGCUAGCAAAGCUGUUCAUCAGAGCUAUACGACAGCAGUCAGCUCCUUUGGAGUCAAAAUUGACGAAGCAACUAGUGCUACAGUCUAGAUGCAAUGUAUUCGGUUAUAAUCGUACAACUUUUUUGUACGGGCUAC